GACUCCUGGAGCGUGCGGAGGAUAUGCAUCUCGUUAAUGCGUAACGCGUUUGGCUAAUUUCGCGUUUGCUUUCGAAGUCCAGUGGGGUUCACUGCUGUCAACAACUCUUCCUGUUUGUCAAGGAGUAUCUUCGGGGAAAAAAAAGGAGAAAUUUGUACUUGUUAAGAGCGCUCUGUGAAGCGACUCUGAUAUUGAGGAAUGGUUGGAGAGAAGAUGCUGCUGUUACGGCGGCACACGCGAAGAGGCUGAAAACAGAAGAAAAGUAAAACAGGGCACAGAGGUUCCAGUCUGGACAAAGACGGCAUUCUUUUUACCUUCAAUUGAAUGUGAGCUCCCGCUGACCUCCAAUAUUUCAAAUGGGGUUGUCAUGGAAACUGCUGGUGCUGCAAUUAUUCAUAGGGUGCCUUUCAGAAGGCAGUGGUCUUCUGAGGCCAGUAUUUACCAAACAGCCGGGAAGUAUUGUGUUCCCUCUACAUCUUAAUGAGCCCAGCCGGGAGGUCACCUUCAGCUGUGAGGCCCAGGGACAUCCACCGCCAUCAUACAGGUGGAAAAUGAAUGACAGCUUCAUUUCCCCUCAACCUGGCUCUCGAUACAGCAUCUCAGGUGGAAACCUGCGAAUCAGUCAGCUCAAUAAAGAAGAAGAUGCUGGUAUUUACCAAUGUCUGGCCUCCAACUCUUUCGGGACCAUUCUCAGCAGAGAGGCUAGUCUCCACAUUGCUUAUCUGAAUGAGUUUAAAGCCCAGAGAAGAAGUCCAGUAAGUGUCAGAGAGGGACAGGGUGUGGUUCUGCUCUGUGGUCCCCCACCGCAUAUGGGAGAGCUGACCUUUUCCUGGAUCUUCAACGAAUAUCCCUCGUUUGUGAAGCAGGACAUGCGCCGCUUUGUGUCACAAAAAACGGGCAAUCUGUACAUCGCUAAAGUGGAGCCUUCAGAUGUUGGGAACUACACUUGUGUCGUGACCAAUACAGUGACCCAAAGCAGAGUGCAGGGACCUCCCACACCACUUGUGCUCCGCAGCGAUGGCAUUAUGGGAGAAUAUGAGCCAAAAAUUGAGGUUCAGUUCCCAGAGGUCUUGGCUGUUGCUAAGGGGCUGACGGUCAAACUGGAGUGCUUUGCUUUGGGAAAUCCAGCUCCUGCAAUAAGCUGGAGAAGACCAGAUGGAGUUCCGUUUCCCAGAAAAGUGGACAUUAGCAAAUCCAGUGGGGUGUUGGAGAUUCCUUAUUUCCAACAAGAAGACGCAGGACAGUAUGAAUGCUUGGCGGAGAACUCGAGGGGCAAAAACACAGUCAAGGGACGACUCUCCUUCUAUGCGCCCCCUCAUCUGGUGGAGAACCCCCAGGAUGUCCACAAGGCAAUCGAUGAAUCGCUGCUGUGGGACUGUAAGGCAAGUGGCAAGCCCAAACCCUCCUACAGGUGGCUCAAGAACGGAGAGCCGCUGGAGUCAUAUGAGGACAGAAUCCAGGUUAUAAAUGGGGCAUUGUCCAUCAGCAGUCUAACCCUGUCAGAUACAGGGAUGUACCAGUGCAUCGCUGAGAAUCGACAUGGCCGAGUGUUUGCUAACGCUGAACUCAAAGUCAUCGCAGUGGCUCCAGAUUUCUCCAACAGUGUGCUGAAGGCACAGACAUUGGCUCGGCAGGGUGGAGAUGUUCUGAUUGAGUGCAGGCCCCGCAUGUCCCCACAUGGGAUGAUCUCCUGGAGGAAAGGCAAAGAAGCACUGCGAGAGAGCCAUAGAGUCUCUGUGUUGGAUAAUGGCAGUCUCCGGAUAUCCAACAUCUCAAAACUCGAUGCAGGUCUCUACACUUGUGUGGCGAGAAACCAGUUUGGAAUGGCAAGCAGUGCUGGUACACUAGUAGUCAAAGAGCCAACCAUCAUCACUUCUAAAGCUACCCAGCUGGAUGUUACAGUCGGGGAGAGUGUCGUUAUUCCAUGCCAGGUGUCUCGGGACCCUUCUCUUGAUGUGAGAUUCACCUGGUUUUUUAACGAGCAGUUGAUCAAUUUUGGAGGCCACGGAGGAUAUUUUGAAAAAGUUGGUGGGACAUCUUCUGGUGACAUUAUGAUUCGUAACAUUCAGCUAAGGCAUGCUGGAAGGUACACAUGUGCAGUACAGACUAAAGUGGACAGUGCGUCUAUCGCAACAGAUGUGGUGGUACGAGGUGCCCCUGGCCCACCGCUGGACAUCAGGGUUGAUGAGGUCACAGAGACCACAUCCUUUGUGUCCUGGAGACCAGGCCCUGACAACCACAGUCCUGUCUUUGCCUACAACAUUCAGAUCAGAAGCCCCUUCUCUCUCGGCUGGCAGGCUGCCAAAACAGUUCCAGAGUCUCUGGGAGGAAAUCAGCUGACGGCUCGUGUGGUGGAGUUGAGUCCAUGGGUUGAAUAUGAGUUCAGAGUCUUGGCCACUAACUCCGUAGGCACCGGGGAACCUAGCAAGCCCUCACAAAAAAUUAAGACCAAAGACACAUUGCCAAGGAUAACCCCAGCCCGAGUCAGUGGAGGAGGUGGCAGUCGCUCGGAGCUUGUCAUUACUUGGGAGCCAGUCCCAGAAGAGUUGCAGUGUGGUCCGGGUUUCGGCUAUGUGGUGGCUUUUCGCCCACUUGGUGGUCAGAGCUGGAUGCAGGCUGCCGUGACCUCCCCUGAUGCAUCCCGAUAUAUAUUCAAAAACGAGAGCAUCCCUCCAUUCUUUCCAUUUCAUGUGAAAGUGGGGGUUUACAACAAUAGAGGAGAAGGUCCUUUCGGACCCAUGACCACUAUAUACUCAGCAGAGGAGGAGCCGAAUCAUGCCCCUGGACGUGUACGUGGCAAGAGCCUGUCAGCCUCAGAAGUGGAGGUCAGCUGGAAGCCUCUACCAUGGAGCACCAGCAGGACACGCAUUAUUGGCUAUGAGCUGAGCUACUGGAGUGCAAAGGAGAGGCCAGACACAGCCAGUGUGAUGAGGACUGUUGGAAACAGGACAUCAGUUGUCAUUCGUGGGCUGGAUCCCAGUAGUACAUACUACAUCAAACUCAAAGCCUAUAACAGUGCCGGUGUGGGGCCUGAUAGUGCUGUGGUCAACGUCACCACCAGGAGACCACCACCAAGCCAGUCUCCAGUGAAAGUUAUGUGGAAUACCACAGACUCCAAACUCAUCCUCAAGUGGGAUCAGGUCAAGGCCCUGGAGAAUGAAUCAGAAGUUAUGGGCUAUAAGGUCAUGUACAAGCGAAGCAGACAGAGUCGUCCCAGCGUGGUGGAGACAAACAGCACAUAUAUUGAGCUGUCUCUGCCUUUGGACGAGGAUUACAUCAUCCAGAUUAAACCAGUCAGCGAGGGAGGAGAGGGGAGCAGCAGCAAACAGAUUACCAUCCCCAGGAUAGCAGUUGCACAUGUGAUUGGAUUUGCCCCAGAGAGGAAAGCACUACCAGUACUCAUAACACUAGCACUCUGCGGUAUGGUCAGGACUUUAUUAUGACAGAAGAACCAAACUCUACAGUGAAGAGAACUGUACAAACAUUUACAAGUGGACCCACUUGUCCUCAGAUGGAAAGUGUUCCUCUGGCUUUUUAAGUUUGUUAACCCAGUUGUGAUUACUGACACCAAAGCUGCUGCCGAGACAAUGGAGUAAGAGCUAUUGAAUUGUUUUUGGAUUUAUAUAUAUAUAUAUAUAUAUAUAUAUAUCUUUUAUUUAUUUAUUUUUUUCCAUAUAAAUGUGGUUUCCAAGUUGGUACUGGAAAAUCAAUAUGCAUAUGACAUUAAGGAUUCACAUGCAAGGACAUCUGGUUUAAAUGAAUCCAUAUCCAUCCAUUGGACGGUUGGCAGUGGAGAACACACAAAUGCCUAUCUUGGGACUACUUAAUGAACUCCUUUGAAGAGAAUCCCUACUGCCAUACCUCACAGACAUUUUCAUUAUAAGGAAUUUGAUCUAACCUGAUCUUGCUCAUCAAAACAUUUCAGUCAAAUCAGACAGAGUUUACAGUCCUGCAGUGUUGACAUGCCCCGUUCCUGUCUGAACGACAAAGCUAAUGCUGUUGGCCUUACCUAUACAGAAAAAGAGCUCACUGGUCGUUCUUUCAGUCAAGCACUGAGAUCUUUGUUUUGCUAGUGUGUGCCUCUUCGAUGAGUAACUGUAUGUAAGAUAUCCUCAGGAACAGAACAGCCUUAAAUAGUCAUUAUCUCUUUUGUUUAUUUGUUCAUUUGCAAUUCCAUUCCUUUGAUGGUGUAUAUUGAAUAAUAUUUUGAUAAGUAAUAGCUGUGUUCAUUGAAAUACCUAUGACAUAAUGCUUACAUUCCAUUUUUUUUUUUUUUUUUUUUUUUUGUUUGUUUGUUUUUUGUUUUUUUAAACUGUUUAGCAUGAACUGGCUCUGUAGUGGCUUGAAAUACAAUAUUUAACUGACUGUCUGCUUUUAAUAAACAAAACAACACAAGUAAAGUUUAAGAUUUCUGGAGGGCAGAAAAGGUUUUUUAAGCUUAAGGUGUCCAUUUCAUAGUGAUUUUAAAGGGGUCAUGACAUGACAAAUCAAAUGUUCCUUGAUCUUUUGACAUAUACGAGGUAUUUUUAGUAUAAAAACAUACUGUAAGUUUCA
Myxocyprinus asiaticus (Chinese sucker) is the source of this 4554-nucleotide messenger RNA. RefSeq names its product contactin-4-like. The record is from RefSeq and is a predicted model, not a curated record. Lineage: Eukaryota; Metazoa; Chordata; Actinopteri; Cypriniformes; Catostomidae. The transcript has 23 exons. Bases 357 to 3443 code for a protein of 1028 amino acids. Gene Ontology annotation, molecular function: protein binding. Gene Ontology annotation, biological process: cell-cell adhesion; axon guidance. Gene Ontology annotation, cellular component: plasma membrane; axon.